Hevea brasiliensis (rubber tree) is the source of this 2861-nucleotide messenger RNA. RefSeq names its product protein JINGUBANG. Gene Ontology annotation, molecular function: protein binding. NCBI's taxonomy places the organism in Eukaryota, Viridiplantae, Streptophyta, Magnoliopsida, Malpighiales, Euphorbiaceae. The record is from RefSeq and is a predicted model, not a curated record. The coding region runs from base 1447 to 2649 and encodes 400 amino acids. The transcript has a single exon.
AUGAGAAUCACAAUUAAUUUACCAUCUCAAAAUUCAUUAUCAGAAUCUAAAGGAGGGAGUGAAAAUUUAACAAAAAGGAUAUUGUAAAUCAAAACCCAAAAAUAUUGAAGCAUAGAGCGAAAGAUGGUGAUGAAGAAAAUUAAAGCUCUUCAUAAACAUCAUAGCUUUGUCAUCUCCAGCUCCUCUCUCUCUCUCUCUCUCUCUCUCUCUCUCUCAGCCAUCACAGAACACCAUUUUGCAUCACAGCUCUGCCAUCUCCAGCUCCACGUCACCUCUUCUCCAUACUACACAACCACAACACCCAACUCACCUCACCGCCUACGCUAAAUUGCCAUUAACCCAGCCACAUCGCACUUCCGUCUUCACCCCUUAGCAAUCACAAGAUCUCCAGACCACCUGCAGAAUGCUUAAACUCCUCUCGAUGCCACACUUGUUAACUAACUAGGCCCAUUACCCAGUUCCCUCAUGCCUUACCAGCUCUUCUUCCCUUCUAAUUUCGACUUUCCUGUUCAUAUUAUCCUUGCUUCUAAAAAAAAAAAAAAAAACUCUCCUAAUCAACAUGCAACUCCUCUCGGUGCCAAGUCUUGCUUCCCUUUGGACUCUAGCCUCACCGUUGUCGUGAUCAAAGCCUAUCAGUAUCAUCGCUGUUCGAACCCUUGAACUACCCAAGUCUUGCUCGCGUCGAUUCGCCUAUGUGACGCCAUUGGAUUUUUUGGGUAGCUAAGGAGGAGGUUUGAUGGUGAGGAAGAGAUAGAAAGAGGGUAGGAGAAGGGAAAAGAGAAUUUUUAUGUCUUUUCCCUUGUUAACUUAAAAUAUGUUAAAUUAAGUAUUUAAUCAGAAAACCGGUUAUUACAAAGUUAAAAUGAUUUUUAUGUUACAAUAUUCUACAUGUUCUAAGUUCAAGAACAAAGAGGGAAUUUAUCCCUUAUCCUUGCGAUUGCAGAUGAUGGAAGCAACCAUGUGGAUGCAUGCGAUAAUCCACAGAGGAUUAUUUUAGUAGCGGUGGGUCAAUCCUGCUUAGCUGAGUACUAAGGAAUUGAGGAUGAAACUUACGUCACUAUACUUUCUUUAUCUGUUUUUGAUGGAUAGAUGAACCAUUUCCCAACUUAACAGAUCUGUCAUUGGAAACAUCAGAUUUUCUCUGUUUCCUGCGCAAAAGAGAGAGAGAGGGAAAAAAGGGUGAAAUAAUAAAUAAAUCCUUUCAGGCUGUGCAUUACCAAUUCGUACACUUCACCUGGAUAUUAGAAAGGUCUAAGUGGGCCAUUCGUGCUUCACUUUUAGCAAAACCUGCAUUUUCUCUUCAUCUAAUUGUCUCUUUUAUUAUUUAAUAACCCUUAAGCUCAGUAAUCCCGUUCAUUCUCAAUAUAAUUCAUUCACUUCCACUCGCCAUCUACCUCCCAUUUCUCUUUCCCCUUUUCUAGUUCUUUCUCUCAGAUUUUGGGAAUCAUGCAAUGCCACUCAGUAUAUGAUUCUCAAUCCCAGUCUAAUCACCAUCAAUCAAACCUAGCAUCUCUUUGCUCUCAGCCAGGUCUCCUGUCAGUUCCUUCCCUUUCCUCACAACCCCAUCACCAAUUCUUCCUCUCCAACACCGACCACCACUGCCUCACCACUCUUAAGGGUCACAGCAGCUAUAUAUCCUCUCUCACCCUAGCCGGUAAGUUCCUCUACGGUGGCUCCUCAGACAAAGAAAUCCGAUCCUGGAAGCGAAACCAUCUGGACUCAGAACUAGAUCAUGAAAACCUAUGCUACAACGUUGUAGCUGUGGGGAAAGGUGCAGUGAAGUCCCUAGUAGUUUUAGCUGAUAAACUUUUUAGUGCUCAUCAAGACCACAAAAUCCGAGUAUGGAAAAUCAGUAAUCAAGAACCUGAUCAACAAAAGUAUACCCAUUUAGCCACGCUACCCACACUUGGUGACCGAGCCUUGAAGAUUCUACUACCAAAGAACCAGGUUCAGAUUAGAAGACACAAAACAUGCACAUGGGUUCAUCACGUAGAUACAGUCUCUGCGCUUGCCUUGUCAAAGGACGAGUCUCUUCUUUAUUCCGUUUCAUGGGAUAGGACACUCAAGAUAUGGAGGACAAGUGACUUCAAAUGUUUGGAGUCAGUAUCAAGUGCACAUGAUGACGCCAUAAAUGCAGUGGCAGCUUCAAGUGAUGGGGAUGUUUAUACAGGAUCAGCAGACAGGAAAAUCAAGGUGUGGAGGAAAAGUUCAGGAGAGAAGAAGCACUCCCUAGUGGCUACGUUAGAGAAACACAACUCAGGGAUCAAUGCCCUGGCACUAAGCACUGAUGGGUCUAUUCUGUACUCCGGUGCUUGUGACCGGUCUAUAGUGGUCUGGGCAAAGGAUGGUGCCGAUGGUGGCAUGAUGGUUCUGGGUGCUCUUAGAGGGCAUACAGAGUCCAUAUUGUGCUUAGUGGUUGUGUCUGAUUUGGUAUGUAGCGGUUCUGCGGACAAAACCAUAAGAGUUUGGAGACGUGUUGAAAGGAACUAUUCGUGUUUAGCAGUGUUGGAAGGGCAUAAAGGCCCUGUCAAGUGCUUGAGUGCAACAAUUGACGGACACAACCCAUCUCAUACAUCGUACCUUAUUUACAGUGGGAGUUUGGAUUGUGAUAUCAAGGUGUGGCAGGUUAAUGUUCCUAUAGAUCUCUAGCAGAAACUACAUCAACUGUGACAUUUUGUAAAUAUCAAAUGAUUUGAGAAGAGAGUGCAGUUCCCUGCCUUUUCUUUUACUUUCAUCUUUGUUAUUUUUCUGUUUCUCCUUGUUAAGGCCUUCUGUUGUUUAAGAUUACUGUGCAAGAUUUGGGACUAAUGAUCCACGACCAAAUUUUACUCUCAAGGAUUAACAAGGGUCUGUUUGAUUUA